Fonsecaea erecta is the source of this 2256-nucleotide messenger RNA. RefSeq lists its product as hypothetical. Gene Ontology annotation, cellular component: endoplasmic reticulum; membrane. The transcript is spliced from 4 exons. Lineage: Eukaryota; Fungi; Ascomycota; Eurotiomycetes; Chaetothyriales; Herpotrichiellaceae. The record is from RefSeq and is a predicted model, not a curated record. Gene Ontology annotation, molecular function: dolichyl-phosphate-mannose-protein mannosyltransferase activity. Gene Ontology annotation, biological process: protein O-linked glycosylation via mannose. The coding region runs from base 1 to 2256 and encodes 751 amino acids.
AUGGCCACGACAAAUGGUGGCCACUCGACCGGAGCAGGCAAAGACGAGGCUGAACUUCGUCGCCGAAAUGUUGCCAGCUAUGAAAAGGCCAAUGGGCAGCACGUUUACAAGCUUGAGGCUGAAGAUACAAAGAAAUUGCAAAAGCCGAACGCGAGCUUACUGCAAUUCCUUGACGAGUGGGAGUUUUUGAUUGCCCCCAUCAUUUUUACAGCGUUUGCCUUGUUCACCAGGCUCUGGCGGAUAGGUCUCUCUCCCAUUGUCACCUGGGAUGAGGCUCAUUUUGGCAAAUUCGGUUCACACUACCUCAAGCGGGAAUUCUACUUCGAUGUCCACCCUCCCCUGGGAAAGAUGCUGGUGGGCUUGUCCGGAUACCUGGCGGGAUACAAUGGAUCAUUCGAGUUCAAGUCCGGCGAGACAUACCCCGAAGAAGUGAACUAUACCUUCAUGCGCAUUUUCAAUGCCAUGUUCGGCGUCGUCACUGUCCCGCUUGCAUACUACACCGCACGCGAACUGAACUUCAAACGGACUGCGGUCUGGCUAGUCACUUUGAUGGUACUGUGCGAGAAUUCGUACGCCACCAUCUCUCGGUUCAUUCUCCUCGACUCGAUGUUGCUCUGCUUCACCUUCACCACGGUCUUGUGCUGGGCAAGAUUCCAUCGACUUCAACACAAGAGUUUCUCCGUCGAAUGGUUCAUCUGGCUUUUCCUGACCGGCUUGAGCAUCGGAUGUGUCUGCAGCGUCAAAUGGGUGGGACUUUUCGCUACGGCGUUGGUUGGCCUUUAUACCGCCGAAGAUCUCUGGAACAAGUUUGGUGACCUGAAGAUGCCCAAGGUGGAACUUGCAACCCACGUGGUAGCUCGCGUUGUGGGAUUGAUUGUCAUUCCCAUCAUCGUCUACAUGUUCUCCUUCUGGGUUCACUUCUUGAUCUUGGAGAACUCGGGACCGGGCGAUGCGCAGAUGUCGUCCCUCUUCCAAGCCAACCUCCGCGGCACUGAAGUUGGGAGAGAUUCACCGCUUGAAAUUGCGCUCGGGUCCAAGGUCACUCUAAAGAAUAUGGGCUACGGCGGAGGUCUACUGCAUUCCCAUGUUCAGACAUACCCGGAAGGAAGCGGUCAGCAGCAGGUCACCUGUUACCACCACAAAGACGCCAACAACGACUGGUUUUUCUACCCCAACCGAAGCCAGCCUGACUAUGAUCCACAGGGACCUUUGAGCUUCAUCGCCGACAAACAGGUUGUCCGCCUGAUCCAUGCUCAGACCGGCCGAAAUCUCCAUUCACAUGCGGUCGCAGCCCCUAUCACAAAGGCGGACUGGGAGGUCUCCUGCUACGGCAACGUUACUGUCGGCGACGAAAAAGAUCAUUGGCAGAUCGAGGUCGUUAGCGACGCCGCCUCUUCGGAUAGGUCUCGCAUCCGGACUUUGACCACGGCCUUCAGGUUGAAGCAUGUGGAACUCGGAUGCUACCUUCGCGCUGGAACUGUCAAUCUUCCUCAGUGGGGUUUUAAGCAGAUCGAAACAACCUGUGCGAAGAAGCCAAGCAUCCGGGACGUUUAUACUCACUGGAAUGUCGAAUCCCACGUCAAUGAAAGACUUCCUCCUGGGAAUGCCGCAAAUUACCGAUCGCCAUUUUUCAAGGAUUUCAUUCAUCUCAAUGUCGCCAUGAUGACAUCGAAUAAUGCCCUCGUUCCUGAUCCCGACAAGCAAGAUGAUCUCGCGUCCAAGUUCUGGCAGUGGCCCAUUUUGCAUGUGGGACUCCGGAUGUGCUCAUGGGAGGAUCAUAUCACCAAGUACUUCUUGCUCGGCAACCCGAUCGUAUACUGGGGCUCGACGGCUUCAUUAGGUGUGGUUGGCCUUAUCGUUGCGUGGUAUUUGGUUCGUUGGCAGCGUGGCUACAACGAACUGAGCCCGGCGGACAUUGACCAGAUCCACUACUCCGGCAUCUACCCUGUGAUCGGAUGGUUCUUCCACUACUUUCCCUUCUUGAUCAUGGGCCGGGUCACCUACGUCCAUCACUACUACCCGGCUCUGUACUUUGCGAUCCUGGCGGCGGGAUUCUCCCUUGAUUGGACCACACAACGCCUCAACCCCAAGGUGCGAUGGGGCGUCUACUUCAUCUUGUACUCGGUGGUUAUCGGAUUGUUUGUUCUCUUCAGCCCGGUUGUGUUCGGCAUGCAAGGAAGCAAUCGACAGUAUGCAUACCUCAGAUGGUUUGAUCGAUGGAGGAUUUCGGACGCCAAAAUGUGGGAUGAUGCUUGA